CCUUUCAGGCCCUAACCUGUUUCGAAUUUUCUGAGUAAUCUUCUAGUAUCUUGAUAUGGAGGACGUCACUUUUGACUCUAUUCUGAUUAACGCCAUCUUCAAGUCCGUCUGGAGCGAAAGGGCUCUUGAGCGUGAAAAAGCUGAAUUCAACGAUGUUUUAGACUCAGAGGCAGGAGCUGGAUCAUCCAAGAAGAUUAGGCCAACAUCUGCUAAUGCAAAUGCGCUGAAGCUUAGCUGUGAACUUCUCCGGCUUUUUGUCACAGAAGCUAUACAGAGAGCUGCUGCAAUUGCAGAAUCAGAGGGCACCGAUCAAAUAGAAGCUACUCAUUUGGAGAGCAUUCUUCCUCAGCUGCUUUUGGAUUUUUAACGCUUGUGAUGACACCUUAUAUACAAUUUUGUCUAUAUUUGGU
Molecule: messenger RNA, 410 nt
Organism: Neltuma alba
Lineage: Eukaryota; Viridiplantae; Streptophyta; Magnoliopsida; Fabales; Fabaceae
Product: protein MHF2 homolog
Exons: 6
Coding region: 56-367 (103 amino acids)
Biological process (GO): resolution of meiotic recombination intermediates; kinetochore assembly; replication fork processing
Cellular component (GO): FANCM-MHF complex
Source: RefSeq, a predicted model, not a curated record